This is a messenger RNA of Ustilago hordei, 765 nucleotides long. RefSeq lists its product as uncharacterized. The record is from RefSeq and is a predicted model, not a curated record. Bases 1 to 765 code for a protein of 254 amino acids. The transcript is spliced from 2 exons. Gene Ontology annotation, cellular component: cytoplasm. NCBI's taxonomy places the organism in Eukaryota, Fungi, Basidiomycota, Ustilaginomycetes, Ustilaginales, Ustilaginaceae. Gene Ontology annotation, molecular function: hypoxanthine phosphoribosyltransferase activity. Gene Ontology annotation, biological process: GMP salvage; hypoxanthine metabolic process; IMP salvage.
AUGUCCGCCGAACAACUCCCAGAUGACCACUUCCGACCCACUUACGAGGAAAUUCACGUCCAGAUCGGCGAGGCUGCUCGCAGGAUCAAGAGCGUCUUCGACCCGGAUCUCAUGGUCGCCAUCGGUGGUGGUGGAUUCUACCCAGCUCGUGUUCUCCGCACUUUCCUCAAGAAGCCUUCGGCGCUCGACCCUUCCAAGAUGCGUAACAUUCCCAUUCAGGCCAUCGGCUUGAGCUUGUACGAGGAGGUCUCCGGCACUGCCGAGGGUCAGAUCGGUAACGAGGUGGUGCGAACUCAGUGGCUCGACGCCAAGACUGUCAGCGGACACAAGGGCCCCGGCACGAUCGAGGAGGGCAAGGAUGCUGGUGGAUUGCUUGGCAAAAACGUUCUUAUUGUCGACGAGGUCGAUGACUCCAGGACCACGCUCCAGUACGCUUACUCUGAGCUCCUCAAGGAUGUCAAGAAUGCCAUCGCCAACCUCUCGGCUGAAGAGCGCCAGAACCUUGCACCUACCCGCUUUGCCAUCUUUGUCGUCCACAACAAGGAGAAAGCCGGCGGAAAACGCGGUACGCUGCCCAUCCUCCCUAAGGAUCUGUCCAAGGGCGAGGACAAGAUUGUCGACGGUCUCAGCCAGGGCGUCCGAUACUAUUCGACUCAGGAUAUCGGAGACGUUUGGAUUUGCUACCCAUGGGAAGAAGAGGACAUCAUCGAGCACAACCGUCUUGCUGCUCUUGCAAAGAAGCUCGGUGUCAACCAGCCCAACUAA